AGCGUGAUCCGUUCGUGAAUGUAGCUUGAGUGUUUCUAGAAAUGUCAUAGUAUUGUCAUGGCGUGGUUUCGAAAGCGUUUUUCCUAUUACGAAUCGCUUGUUGAACGCUGUCCAACCGAUGAAGAGCCCACAAUCAAGUUACGAGGUUAUCGAAUUCGUCCGGACGAUCCAUCCUACGAGAAGGACAAACAACAUGUGCCUGUGUCUGUAUCCGACUACGAGAACGUUCAAGAAGUGAAGGAGUGCGUCGACACACUUUCCAGUUGCUCAAUGGAGUCGAGUGUGGCACUGAGUGUUGAUUCGACGCUCACACUCACCGAGAGGGACACUACUCCCACUCCAGUCAAUGGGCUACUCACCAGGACCCCCGUGCUGAGGAGGCGCAGAAGCAAUGUGCAUGCAAACCUUAGGAGAAAUUACAGGAUAAUGGCACCUGAUGAAUCGAUAAUGAUUCUGAAGCAGCAAAGUGGUAUGAUGGAUGAGCCGCAGCAGCAAUCGUCACCGAGAAGUAAAAUUUUGCGACGAAAAAGUAGUCGACGAGAAAAAGAUGUCAUCAACCCUCCACCAAUGGUGAUCACCCCUCCAGUUCUGGUCAAUCGCGUGCAAGCGUGCUCGUUGUGCUGUCGAGAGAGGAGCUGUCCACCUUCUGAUGCUAUGCCGCCAACGUCGUUGACAUCGCAGCGGUUUUCUGAAGAGGACCCUGCACGGUUAUCAUUCGUCUCAUCGUCGACCGGAUAUAGCUCAGCGCGCUCCUCCCUUCGCAGUUCUGAUGGAGGAGAAGAUCACAGCAGCAAUCGAGAUAGUGGCAUUGUUAGCCAUUCAUCGUUGUCUUCGUUGUCCUCAUCUCGAAGAUCUGCACUGCUAGCAGCCGGCUCCAUUUCGCACGUCGAUCGUAUAGCUAUCGAACUUUUCGACACCGAAAAGACCUACGUAGAGGAUCUUUAUGCUGUGAUCCAGGGCUAUCUGAACUUUCUCGUCGACCAUCGCGAUGAAUUAGGAGUAACGCUGGACAAUAUCUCGUCGCUAUUCGGUUGUAUUGAACGAAUCUAUGCGUUCAACCGAAAACUACUUCAGCAGCUGGAUUCGGCCGAUUUGGACUGUGUCAAAAUGAGUCGCUGUUUUGUGGAUAGUGCUGGAAAAUUUGAAGAUUAUAUCGUUUAUUGCACUAACUACCACCGGAUGAUCGCAACCCUCACACAACUGCAGCAGCAACCCCAUCUAGCUGCUGCCCUAGCGCAGCGUCAAGCUGCACUCGGUCAUGCCCUACCUUUGAGCGCAUAUCUUCUCAAACCCGUCCAAAGAGUGCUAAAAUAUCAUCUCUUUAUUGAGAACAUGCUGAAGCACUUACCUAGCACAUUGCCACCUGACGACUUUGCCGUCGUGAAGCGUGCUCAUGAGGUGAUGACAUCGCAAGCGUCACGAAUUAAUGAUGAAAAGAAGCGUGCCGAACAUGCUGAGCGAGUUGAACAACUCCAGGCAGCUAUUCAGAAAUGGACCGUCGACAAGCAGAACGCAAAUCUAUCAGCAUACGGUGAACUGUUGCUAGAAGCGCAGUUUCGACAAGCUGGCUCUAAAACUAUCAGAUUGUUGUUCUUAUUCGAAGAGAUGCUGUUGAUUGUGAAGCAAAGAAAUUCCAGCUAUGUAUGCAAAGAUUAUAUUAUGUCUUCCAACCUGAUGCUGAACGAAUCUAUCUGUCCAGAAGAACCUCUAGCUUUCCAAGUGCUUUCCUUUGACAAUCCUCGCACCCAUUACAUCUUUUUGGCAUCGUCUGCUGACCAAAAAAGAACAUGGAUGACCGAAUUGAAGCGAAUGAUGCUGGAUCAUUAUGGGAUCGAGAUACCUGAAAAGACGAAGCAACUGAUGCUAAGCAUGGACAAUACGCAAAGAGUAGCCUUCGGUAGGCCUGAAUUUGCUGAAGUGUCGAUGAAAAACCACAAACGUGUUCCGAAAUAUUUGGAGAAGAGGCGAAAAAGUGUGGACAAGCAAAUAAGCGAGCAAAAUCGAAGACGAAGUCUAUCAGCAUCUCGCCUUUUGGGAGCUAGCAAGACCUCCUUGGUUUCGGACUCUUCACGAUACAAGUUAUUUGGAGUGCCCGAUCCGCAGCCGAAGUGUACUUGCCACAUGUCUGCAACUCCGGGACCCAGCGGAGAAUCUUCUAAGAAUCGAGUCUCGGCUGUUACAAAAGCACCAGUGUCAAGGACCCUUUCUGCCUCAACCAUAUUUUACAAUGGUGGCUCAAUAGAUUCAGCUCAAGCUGCACCUGCUCCUGAAGCUGUACUAUCGUCAAGAAGUCGCUACCAUAUGGCUAGAAAUAAGCGAACACUCCCGCCGAAAUGUGAGAGUACUCGUUCACCAGCCAGUCGUCGCAUCGAAUGUGAAGAGAUUGAUGAGACGUUUGACGAGCUUUUCAAAGAGCUCGUCUCGUGCGGUAAUAGCAGCCCUAAAGCUCAGGCCAGGCAGGCUAUGGCCGUUGCGCCAAACAAUUGCGAGCAGGAUGCGUUGCAAGAAGUACUGGCUUGGCGGGACCAGGCCGUGUACAAAAAUCGCUCGAAGUCGCUGACGAGGCUCGAUGAGUUCUCGGAUCCUUCGCUCGAUGCUCUGCUCAACGACAUCGCUCCGGAAUCCUAUCCCCCGUCAGAACUUUAUCAGCAGGAGCGUCGUUUCAACAAAUUGGAUCAACAAAGGCGAAUGAGAGCGAAGAAGUACAUGAUGGGAGAUGGCUCAGAGAUGUCACGCCGUUUGCCGCUAUGUGAACGUUCGGCCACGAUCGCGGAAGUGGAAUCGCCCCGAGGCGAUUUUCCCCUGAUCGACGACGAGAUGGCAUCUCCGCGAAAAUUGGCGGCUCGUCAGCGAACGCCGCUCACCGUCGAACAGGCGGCUGAGCUGGACGCUCUAAUCCCUCCUGGCGGAGUCGUAAAAACCAUGAUCAAGCAGAUUGAGAGCACUGGUCCUUAGAUUUUUGUCAGGUAUCCCCGUGCCUCUGUAUAUUCCAUUUGUGCUCUUCGGUAGGAUAGAUAUAGGUUGGAUUCUGAAGCAUGCUUUCUGGUUUCGUUCGCUCCUAAAGCAGGAUAGCUGACGAUGCCGUCCUGGGCAGAAUGCUUGUCCUUUAAGCGCAUCUCCGUUGCUCUCCACUACGUGUCUCUCCCUCUUCGUUCAGUUUGCCUAUGACAAACGCAUAUCCGACCGUGUUUUAACGCUUGUGAUCUGCUUUCGUUUCAUUCUUUCAGCACCAUGACUACUUUGCAUACAAACAAUUCUGUUCUUAAUGGAAUCUCGCACUGUGCUUGUGACUCAUUUCUGAAAUCUAGUGUGUAACCGCAGGCAUUCAUUGCCCUGGGCAAAUUCACUUUCAAUCCGUGUCAGCAAUUAGCCAAAUCUGUUUUUGUCAAAGUAUAUCUCCGGUGUUAUAUUUCUAUGUGUACAAAUAUAUUCUUGGCUGUAAGAAUUUGUAAUAAGAAUACUGUGUAUUUCUUCUUUUCUUGACCUAGAAACGUCCACCUCGACCAUUUGUGCGUAUUACCAUAAAGGUGGCUUGUUCUGCAUUUGUUGUUGAGAUUAUCGAUUCACUAAACGUUUGCUUUGUUACAAACCAUGCAUGGUAACAUAUAAAUGUUC
This is a messenger RNA of Cylicocyclus nassatus, 3615 nucleotides long. Lineage: Eukaryota; Metazoa; Nematoda; Chromadorea; Rhabditida; Strongylidae. The record is from the annotation of a GenBank genome assembly.